CUGAAACCAGCUCGAAAGUCGAAGCUGAAACUGACAAACGAACAAACCCGCCACCAGCGCCGCCGUGGCGCCGUCUACCUCAACUGCGGCAACCUUCUCCUACUAGGCCACUACCUUCCCCCGGUCCUGCUUCCCGCACGACCUCAACACCGGCAGGAUGCGAUAGAUCCGUGGGUGUCGAAUAACGCGCGUCGCAAUGACCCCUGUCAAUGGCCCGAAAUCCGCCGCCGCGCUCUACUCCUCCCUGCUCCAGAGCUGCAUCGGAUCCAACGCCUUCCGGCAAGGCAAGUCCGUGCACCACCGGACAGUCAUCGCGCCCUCCGCCUCGCCGCCGGACCUCCACCUCAGCACCAAGCUCGUUAUCUUCUACUACCACUUCGGCGACGUCGCGGCCGCCCGCAGUGUGUUCGACGGGAUGCCGCACCGGAGCGUGGUGUCCUGGACGGCCAUGGUCUCCGCGUACGCCAAGAACGGGCGGCCCCGGGAGGCGCUGAAGCUGUUCGCGCUCAUGCUGCGGUCCGGCACCCGGCCGAACCAGUUCACGUUCGGGAGCGCUGCCAGCGCGUGCGCGGGUGCCCGGUGCCCGGUGCCCGCGGAGCGGGGAGCAGGUGCACGCGUGCGCGGCCAAAGGGAGGUUCGCGGGGGACAUGUUUGUGCAGAGCGCGCUCAUGGAUGUGCACCUGCGGUGCGGGUUGGUGGCGGAUGCGAGUCGGCUGUUUGCGGAGAUGGAGAGGAAGGACGUGGUGUCUUGGAAUGCCCUCAUCAGGGGGUUUGUGGAGCGCAGUCAUUACAGUGA
Panicum virgatum (switchgrass) is the source of this 796-nucleotide messenger RNA. Its product is annotated as pentatricopeptide repeat-containing protein At2g37320-like. The record is from RefSeq and is a predicted model, not a curated record. Gene Ontology annotation, biological process: RNA modification. Gene Ontology annotation, molecular function: protein binding; RNA binding. Lineage: Eukaryota; Viridiplantae; Streptophyta; Magnoliopsida; Poales; Poaceae. The coding region runs from base 197 to 796 and encodes 199 amino acids. The transcript has a single exon.